GGAAUAUGACGUUUAUGUCACUGUAAUUUGUCCCGUUUUUUUUUUAAACCAACUGUACAUGUAACUAAUAAAUGUUCCAUCAAUUUUAUUUAAAUGUCUGAUAGAACUCCGAUUUUAGAGAUUCAUUUUGUCUAAACUUUUAUGCAAACAUUAAAUUACCUACUUUUUUAACGGUUCAUGCGCUUUGUCGUAUUCCUUUGCAUCGAUUUUCCUGCUGAAAACUGGUCCAGCAAGCACCAGCAUCACAGAAAUGUGGGUGUAACUCACUGAAAAUUAAAUAGUUAUGUACUUGUUGAAGUUUAAAUGUUGUUUAUGUUUGUUAUUUGUUGUUUUCUUCAAAAAUAUUGACGGCACUAAACACAUUGAAGCAAAUCCUGAUGCUAAACGUUUAUACGACGAUUUACUAAGUAACUACAAUAGACUUAUCAGACCUGUAGAAAAUCAUACCCAAACUUUGACGGUAUGGCUGGGUUUAAAAGUCUCGCAGUUGAUAGAAAUGAAUUUGAAGAAUCAGAUAAUGACAACAAAUCUGUGGGUUGUGCAGAGGUGGUUUGACUAUAAAUUAAAGUGGGACCCGGAAGAAUAUGGAGGCGUCGAAAUGUUAUAUGUCCCUUCAGAACACAUAUGGUUACCAGAUAUUGUUCUCUUCAACAACGCUGAUGGGAAUUACGAGGUCACUCUAAUGACUAAAGCUACUCUUUCUUACACUGGUGAAGUAAUCUGGAAACCCCCUUCUAUAUACAAAUCUUCUUGCGAAAUCAACGUCCAAUACUUUCCCUUCGAUGAACAAAGUUGUCUAAUGAAAUUUGGCUCCUGGACUUACAAUGGUUUCCAAGUUGACUUGAAACAUAUGGACCAAGUUCCUGGUAGUAACAUAGUAAACGUUGGAAUCGACUUAUCAGAAUUCUACCUUUCUGUCGAGUGGGAUAUUCUCGCAGUGCCCGCAACGCGAAAUGAGGAAUAUUACCCUUGUUGCACCGAACCCUAUUCCGAUAUCACAUUCAAGAUCACCAUGAGACGAAAAACUCUUUUCUACACCGUUAAUCUCAUCAUUCCGUGUGUUGGCAUCACAUUUCUCACUGUACUUGUUUUCUAUCUUCCUUCUGAUUCUGGCGAAAAAGUUUCACUUUGUGUCUCUAUUCUACUUUCAUUAACUGUAUUCUUCCUACUUUUAGCCGAAAUUAUCCCCCCUACUUCUUUAGCUGUACCGCUCCUCGGGAAAUAUCUACUUUUCACAAUGAUUCUAGUAACAUCUUCUAUUUGGGUGACUGUGUGCGUCCUUAAUGUACACUUCCGUUCUCCUUCGACACAUAAAAUGUCACCUCUUGUACGCAAAAUCUUCCUUCAGUUUAUGCCAAAACUGUUAAUUAUGCGUAGAACAACGUACACUCUACCAGAAUAUGACGACAACCUCCCUCCUAGAGGUUAUACCAACGAAAUGGAAUUGCAACUGAAUAUGAGAGAUCCAUUUAAUACGGAUUUUAAAAUUACAACACGAGAACCAAGUUUUGUGUUGCAGAAUCCUGAGGAUGAUAAUAAGAUGAAAGCUCAUUCUUCAAGAUCCUCAAAUAUGACUCCCAGGACUUUAUCUGCUAACGUGCUUUCUGCUCUACAGGGUGUUAGGUUUAUUGCACAACAUAUUAGUGACGCGGAUAAAGAUAAUGAGAUUGUUGAAGAUUGGAAAUUUGUUUCAAUGGUACUAGACCGAUUUUUUCUGUGGGUGUUUACGUUAGCAUGUAUUGGCGGAACUUGUGGAAUAAUUUUUCAGGCUCCUUCUUUAUAUGAUACAAGAGUUCCUGUGGAUCGAGCAGCUCUAAAACUUUAAAGAGAAACGUAAAGAUUUUUCUCAUGGAUGAACGAGAGAUUGGACUGCUGAUAAUUUGUUGUAUACUUUUUUCUACAUACUGACACAGUUUCAACUAAAUAGAAUAAGUAAAUGUGAAAAUUCUAGAAUGAAAGAUAACGUAGGUGACUAUUUUAACAAUGUGUCAAAGUCUAUAACAAUAAUUUAACACCAAAUACUAUUACACGCAAAAAACACUUUUUCAAAUAUUUAUAACACUAAACAGAUAUAAAUACUUUUUUCAUUUGUUCUUAUACACGUGUGCGUAUAUCUAAAACGGAACAUUAAUCUCUACUCUAAUUCUUUUUUUAAUAAAUACUAAUAGAAAGCAAAAUAGUCACUGUAUUUUCGUUUCCGUUAAUAAAAACUGAAGUUAUAAAUUUUAUUGUGAAUGACUCUAGUAGAAUGGUGUGUAUGUUGCAACACCUACGGCUAGAGCCGAUUUUCAGUAAUAGUCGUUUUUCUUUCUUCUAAGCAUUAUACUUUCCGUCUUCGGCUCAAGCACCAAACUUUCACAUUCGUAAAAAAGAAAUAAGUACCACUUCGUGCUUGUGGAACUUUGAAAAGUCUGCCACUGCAUCACCAUUCUUUUAAAUAUAGUUGGUAAAAAAUUUUCUAAAUUGUGCUUUUUAAAAACCAAAUGUGCAAAUAUUCAAGACACUUAUUCUCGUAGUAUAUUUUUUAAAUAUAAUUAUUCAAUGCUCCAUCACUUUAAUCAACAUUUGGGCGCAAUAUUACACCGUGCAUCUAUAAACUAAUGAAAAAAUCGAUAAAAAAAUUCGAUAUUGAUAAAAAUGCUCUCAUAAGGCUACUUAAAGUUUUUCACGACCUAUAUAUUGUGGAAUAAUUUUAAAUUCUUUGAUUUUAACGAUAUAUUUUUUAAUAUAUACCUACCUACAUACAUUUCAAAUUUGUAUUAACGUUUAAAUGUCAUUGUUAAUGGAUACGUAUUCAACUGAGUCCAGUUUACCCAAUUAAAUCUUUUGAAAAAGUCCUUUCAAGAGGGUUUCUACUUUAUUUUGGCAGCCACUGUAUUCUAAUUAUUAUUAAUUUAUAUUUUUUACUAAACAAAAUAAUUGAAAUUUCUUUGCCUCAAACUUCAUUAUAUUUACUAAACAAAACUCUAAAAAAAAGAAAGUAACUGAAAAAAAAUUACACAUUUUAGAACAGCCUCCACAUAAUAUAUUUCACAAAUAGAAAAUGAAAUUUGUCUCUACAGUUCAACAUAUUUAAUAUUAUAGUGUCAUCGGCUUUUGAACAAACUGUGAAGUGUGCUAACAUUUUUGCAAACAUAUUAUUAUAGUUUUUCAGUCAUUCUUGUUUUGUUUUUACUUCCUGGGCGUAAGCUAAGGAAGUACUGUAAUCGAGUCCACCGGACGACUGGCUACUUUCAUAUUUUCUCGUCGUGUCAUGACCCCUAGAGUACAAAAAUGUAGACUCCCGUUUCCGGUCUGUCGGUCCGCCGCCUGUGUCGAUUUUUAU
Zophobas morio is the source of this 3325-nucleotide messenger RNA. Its product is annotated as acetylcholine receptor subunit beta-like 2. Gene Ontology annotation, biological process: chemical synaptic transmission; monoatomic ion transmembrane transport; nervous system process. NCBI's taxonomy places the organism in Eukaryota, Metazoa, Arthropoda, Insecta, Coleoptera, Tenebrionidae. Bases 284 to 1825 code for a protein of 513 amino acids. Gene Ontology annotation, cellular component: neuron projection; synapse; plasma membrane. The transcript is spliced from 8 exons. The record is from RefSeq and is a predicted model, not a curated record. Gene Ontology annotation, molecular function: transmembrane signaling receptor activity; acetylcholine-gated monoatomic cation-selective channel activity.